AUGGCCAGCGAGAUCGCGGAUCUGAACAGCCACGACGCGCAGAGCGUAUGCGAGGCUCUGGGGCGCUACGAGGACACGCUGCGCGGCGCCGUCAGGGAAAUCCACGUGGACAUCCAGGUGUUCAAGCAAGGGGUGGGCCGACAGGUCGAGGAGGUGCUGCGUCUCGCAAGUCCUCUGGCACGCACCGUCUCUGAGCUGCAGGAGGAGAACUGCCGGCUGCGGGCACAGCUGGAGCGCCUGGCUCUGCAGGUGGAGGCCCUCGGCCGCUCGGCGGGGCUGCCGCGGGAGUGGAUGGCAGAGGCGUCAGGGAGCCCCCCAGCCACGGGGCCGGGCUCGCCGGGGCCAGAGCUGGCCAGCGGCAGGUUCUCCAGCCACGCAAAGCUAGCAAUGACUGGCCGGAGUCAAAGCGUAGACCUGGAUGACCACCGCAAACCUGAGUUUAGAAGAGCUUGUAGUUCUUCCAUCAUUGAAAAUGGACAUCAGUCUUCAGCAGGUCAAGCAAAAAUGUCCCAUGAACUGACCUCUUUUCACAUGUCAGGCUCUUCUCCUGAAGCCCACGCCCCUGCAGUUGCUUUACAAAUGCCCCACCUUCCUGUUACUGCAGUAACCAGGAUAUCAGAGAAAAUUACAGGAGAAACCAUCUCUUCAGCAGGAACAACUAAUAUGUCUGUUGGCGUGGUGGGACAGAGCAAGAACAAAAAUGAGACAGUAGUGAAAACUUCCAACCAGUCAGCAAAUGCGUGGAACACAAGUUCAUUGAGAACAAUGGGUUCAUCUGUCACUGCAGCCAAAACCACUCGUGUCACUAAAUCUGUCUCUGCCAUGAACUAUGGGAGUAGUGGAACCAAAACUAGUGAAAGUGCCACUGAUAGUUGCUAUGAUGUAGCCCCCACAUCUCACUCCCCUCCUCCUACUGCACAUCACCAAGUUGAAAGGAGGCGAGAACUGGUGCGAUCUCAGACACUUCCACGGACUUCAGGAACACAGGCCAGGAAAGCACUUCUUGAAAAAUUUGAACAAGACAGUGCAAAAGGAAAAGGAGAAACCAGAGCUAAGCUGAAGAGGUCGCAGAGUUUUGGUGUUGCCAGUGCUAGCAGCAUUAAACAAAUUCUUUUAGACUGGUGUCGCUCAAAAACCAUAGGAUACAAGCACAUUGAUCUCCAGAACUUCUCCUCAAGCUGGAAUGAUGGGAUGGCAUUCUGUGCCCUGGUGCAUUCUUUCUUUCCUGAAGCUUUUGAUUACAAUAAGCUUGACCCAGCUAAUCGCAAGCAGAACUUUGAACUGGCUUUUACCACAGCUGAGAAAAUGGCUCACUGUGAUCGUCUUAUAGAAGUGGAUGACAUGAUGGUGAUGGGCCACAAGCCAGAUCCCAUGUGUGUCUUCACCUAUGUACAGUCUCUGUAUAAUCAUCUACGUCACUUUGAAUGAAACCAUGGCUAUCUUUCCAGCCAGAAGGGUCAAGUACAUUAUACUAAUGAGAAGACUGGUGUUUUACAAACAAAAUGCAAUGUAUUUUUCCUUUGUUGUUGUUGUU
Messenger RNA from Nothoprocta perdicaria, 1534 nucleotides. RefSeq names its product smoothelin like 2 (gene SMTNL2). Lineage: Eukaryota; Metazoa; Chordata; Aves; Tinamiformes; Tinamidae. Gene Ontology annotation, biological process: actin cytoskeleton organization; positive regulation of vasoconstriction. The coding region runs from base 1 to 1428 and encodes 475 amino acids. Gene Ontology annotation, molecular function: protein phosphatase 1 binding; tropomyosin binding. Gene Ontology annotation, cellular component: M band; microtubule organizing center; I band. The record is from RefSeq and is a predicted model, not a curated record. The transcript is spliced from 9 exons.